This is a messenger RNA of Prunus armeniaca (apricot), 600 nucleotides long. The record is from the annotation of a GenBank genome assembly. Lineage: Eukaryota; Viridiplantae; Streptophyta; Magnoliopsida; Rosales; Rosaceae.
AUGGGGCAAUGCCAAGGCCAAGGCAUGCCAAAGCCACGACAUGCCAACACAAGGCAAGGCAUGCCAAGGCCAAGGCACGCCAAGGCCAAGGCACGACAUGCCAACGCAAGGCAAAGCAAGGCAAAGCCAAUGCAAGCCAAGGCAAGCCAAAGCCAUGGAAAGGCAAGGCAAGGCAAGCCAAAGCCAUGGAAAGGCAAGGCAAGGCAAGCCAAAGCCAUGGAAAGGCAAGGCAAGGCAAGCCAAAGCCAUGGAAAGGCAACGCAAGGCAAGCCAAAGCCAUGGAAAGGCAACGCAAGGCAAGGCAAGGCAAGGCAUGCCGAGGCCAAGGCACGACAUACCAACGCAAGAAAAGGCAAGGCAAGGCAAGGCUUCACCAAAGCCACGGCAAGGCAACGCAAGCACGUAAAACGACAAAGUGUCGGAUGGGUAGCCUCGCCAAGUUUUGGGGGAAAGUUGAAUGGAAAAAGGAGGGGGAGGGACGAAUCGAAGCGACGCAGGGCUGAAUCUCAGUGGAUCGUGGCAGCAAGGCCACUCUGCCACUUACAAUACCCCGUCGCGUAUUUAAGUCGUCUGCAAAGGAUUCUACCCGCCGCUCGGUAG